This is a messenger RNA of Gryllus bimaculatus (two-spotted cricket), 488 nucleotides long. The record is from the annotation of a GenBank genome assembly. Lineage: Eukaryota; Metazoa; Arthropoda; Insecta; Orthoptera; Gryllidae.
AUGGCCCGUAACUACUACAAAGAAUUAGAUAGCUAUAAACCAUUCCAUGUAGCCACAAAACUCGAUAGCAUUCGACUUAAAGGAAGCCGGCCUCUACCAGUUCAAUGGGUCAGAAAUACACUUAACCCUGCUGAAGAUGAGCGAUUUGUAAAGCCGGUGGCAAAUAUGUGUGAUUAUGUAGCCUUCCACACACCCAAAACCAUUCUGUGUAAUCUUGUUCCAAUGGAUGUACAUCUUAUCUCUCCACUCCUUGUGGAAUCAACAAACAGAUACAGUACUUUAUUCAAGAACAAAGAUGUCAAGUGUGGAAUCUGCAAGUCAUUUCCUAUGUAAUUUUUUUUAAGAUGUCAAGUGUGCUAAGCAUUAUUUUGAAAAUUCACUUCUCCAAUAUUAUUAACAAUAAUUUAAUUCAUCAUUUAACAACAGUAAUGAAAUGAAAAAACAAUGAAGUUGAAUAAAACUGCAAAGGAGAACUGCUAAACCUUGGU